GACGAUAGGAGAAUCGCAACGCGUGGGUAGGCUAGGGCGAGUGCAGUGUGCAGUGCGUGCGGAUCGUGUAUCGCUGAAAGCUCGCGCUGCGAAGCCUCCGAGUACGGCGGCAUCGCGCGAGCGCCCGCUUCGCGUCAGUGCCGGCCCGGCCGUGCCAUAGGCAUCACGUUUCGCUAAUAUCACUAACUGUUUGCUGCUGGACAGUGACACACACUUACACAACGACUACGAAUUAUUUUAACGAUAUACUACCACGGAAGUGGACGCGAACUUAUUGCUGAAAAGUGAGAGGGACGGCAAAUGGAUCAGAGGCGCGCGGCGGCGGCGCUUCUAGCGCUGGCCGCGUGCUUUGCGUGCUCAACAGCAGCACCAACGUCCAAUAACCAGACUGCCCUAGAUCUUUAUGAUGCUCCAGUUGAAGGUUGCUACUACAACUUCCAGCACUAUAGUGAAGGCGAUCGCAUAAUGACGAACGAACCAUGUUUGAACUGCACGUGCCACAAUAGAAUGUUGAUGUGUUACUUAAGAGUUUGUCCAUUUACCAAACCAAUUGGACAAGACUGUACGGUAGAGAAAAGAGCAGAUCAAUGUUGUCCUAUUGUCACAUGUCCUGAUGUUCCAGUUGAUCUCCUAACUUCAACGUCAACAUCAUCACCUGCUGAAUACGGUGCGACUGGACUAGGAAAAUUGGACAGAUUUGGUUGUAGCAUCAACGGCAAAUAUUUCCCCGAAGGUUCCAAAGUUCCCCCGGCACCUAACAAACCUUGCGAACACUGUUAUUGUAUUCGUAACAUGACAACCUGUGUUAUGCAAGAAUGUACGCUACACGUUGAUGGCUGCACUCCAAUAUAUCACAAAGAUGUCUGUUGCCCUAUUCGGUACUCAUGUGAUCACUCUGAGGAUGAAAUUCCACUUUUAGAUGACAUGACAACGACUGUAAGGCCGACGCCUGGAUUUUUACUAACAACUACAACAAUGAUGCCUGUUACUCAACCCACACAAGAUUGUGUUCAUGAUGAUCAAAUUUUCCCUGAUGGUGCUUUAAUUAAGACUGAAAAAGCAUGCGAGCACUGUUACUGUAUGAAAGGAGAUAUAGUGUGUGUAGUACAAGAAUGUGGAACGCCUAUGGAAAAUGAAGGCAAGAACUGCACAUCUCUUCCACCCAGGCAGGGUCAAUGUUGUCCAGAUACUUACAUUUGUGAAGGCGAUGAAACACAAACUACUUCACCUUAUGAAGAAAUUACUACUUUGUCGCCACCUAGAAGGGUUGGAGUCGAAGGAAGUGGAUACAGAAAUGAACCAGAUGAACCUUAUACUGAAGUGCCAUCAAUUGAUAGUGAAAUCGAAGGUAGUGGCGAAGAUCAACCAAUGACAACCGUGGAAGGCUCCGAAUUUUUGACUUCUUCUAAAUAUACACCAGAAUCAACAACUGAAUACGUAUACCAAUAUAGUACGGAACCAGACAAAGGACUUAAUACAGUUCCAGAUGUAGAGCAAGGUAGCAAAGAGAGUACCACUGUCCCACUGGCUACUGUAGAGCCUGAAAGAUUUACACUAAUUGAUCAUAAGUCGACUUCAACGCCCGAAUAUACUACUGUAAAGGAAUCAACAACUAACAGUCAAGAUGAAACCACUUAUUCAGGUGAAACCUCAACUUCUAAUGAAUUAGCUAAAUCUACUAUUGCAGAGGUAACAACUAAAUCAAAUGUAGCUGUAAGUACUUCUGAUAAUAUGACACCAUUUGAUGAAGGAUUUAUUUUGGCAACAAAAUUACCCGAAAAAUCUGAUGGUACGGAUUCUAAUUUCGAAGAGGAAUAUACAACUAUUAAACCAUUAGACAUUGAAGAACCUUCAUUAGAUAAUACCAAUGAACAAACAACAGUUAAAAAUAUCCUAUCUCAUGAUGAUAGUACUGUUACAACAGAGAAAAUGAGUGAAACUGGAACUACGUCGAUCGAUAUUCAGGAAAAUGAAAUAUCUGAGGAUCUAACUCCUGGAAGAAUACCGGGAGAAGGUGAUUGUCUACUUAAUAGUAUUACCUACCAAAAUAACUCUAUUGUUCCAAGCACAAGUAAAUGCCACUCAAGUUGUAAAUGUGUAAGUAGCAUAGUUAAAUGUGAACCAAUAAUUUGUACUCCACCACUGGAAUAUAUGGAGAAUAUGAAUGAUUGCCAUCCUGUUUAUGAUUCUCCAGAAUCUUGUUGCCCAACUUAUGUUUGUAACACAAAAGAAACUAUAGCGCCUGAAUCUCAUAGUCAAAUGUCGGGAACAGAGUCACCAAAGCCAACAAUUGAAUGUGCCGGUGAUGAAUGUAAGAUUGUUCAAGAAAGUAAACCAACAGAAGGUCACAUAGAUAAGAUUGACUGUGGUGAAACCGGUUGCCCGGAAACGGCAGUAACACAAAAAGAUUUAGAAGGAUGUAUUAAUGGUAAGUGUGACUACGAUAGUCCUCAACAUCCCAUAGCUGAAACUAAACCAUGUGAUUCUGAUAGUGGCUGUCAAGCUCCAGUAAUCAAACCAUGCGAUACCGACAAUUGUGAGACAAAAUUAGAAUCGCCUAUCCAUGAUGGAAAAGAAGAUAAACCGAUGGAUACCAUUCAACCUAAUGACGAGGAUCAAGAAAUUCUAUGUAAAGAAGAAAAUUGCCGCCGAAAAGAACAUAGUGACAUUGGUCAAGAUAUACCUUGCAAAGGUGAAAAUUGUUUACCAGAAGAUAUGACUGUUCCAACCAUUGGAAAUGACAUUACUACUCAGAAAAUAGAAACAGAUAAAUCAAUAACCAAGGCAAUUGAAUAUGUAACUCAACAUCCCGAAGAAAUAACUAUACCAGAAAGUGACAGUACUAUGAAAUUAGACCCCUCACAAACUGGAGAAAUUUAUCCAGAAUCAACAUCCACUGCUGGAAUCUAUUCGGAAAAAGAAACUACACCCUCUGAUGUAACAGAACAAAACUAUGAAAGUUCUCAUCAGGGAGAGACGAUUACCCCAUCUCUGCCAAUAUCUGAUAUAUCUACUGAACGUUUUGAGCCAACCAUAUCUCAGCAGGAGGAUAAGACUACUGAAACUACAGUGAUAGACGAUCAUAAAAUAAAUGUACCAAGCCAUGAAGAUGAUCUUAUUGAUGAUCAUAAUGCGGUAGUAACAGAAAGUUAUGAGAUUGAAAAACAAACUACUGCACAGGUAACCGAAAAGGAGUCCGUGCAGCAUACAACGAUAUCCGAUGAAUCAUCUACGAUUAGCGAAGCGGUAAAAGUAACGUUUAAUAAGGAAGAAGCAUCAGAAUUUACAAAAGAUUUUACAACAGAAUCUUUAAUCGCCCCAGAGACAACUGAGGACGAUACAACUACGAUAAGACCAACUGAAGAGUCUGAAAUGUUGGACCAUUCUCAAGUAACAAAAAUUUUCGAUCAUGUAACUCCUUCCAUCUUGGAUGAUAAAACAACUAUUGAAGUUAUGCUCGAAGAAAAAACAUCUACAUCUGCACCUAAAUUAAUCACUACAAAUCCAGAAGAAACAAUUACCCAGAAUGUAAAUAUUGCCACUGAGAAGGAAACUGCUUAUGAGACUCAAACAGACAAAUCACAUGAUGAAGCUUUCCAUGAAGUGACGGAACGCGUAGAAACCACAUCUAUGACAUAUACAGAUAGUGAAUCAGGAUCAAGAGUUACCUUCUCUGAUACAACAAGUUACAUCACUCAAGCUCAAAAUAUAGAUGACAAAGAAUCUCCACAAGUACUUGAAACGUCCACUAUUCUGACAGAUAUGCCCAAAGAAGAUGAAAAACAUGAAUAUUCAAGUAUUACUGAAGACUCGACAUCAAUAACAGAUAAAACGUUUGAAUCCUCUACAUCAGCUCAUGAAAAUAAAGAUAUGGAAAAUGUAGAUGUAUAUGAAAAAAUUACAACUGUUCACGAACCUUUCAUUACACCAGACGGAAAAGACUUUGAAAACCAAAAAGAACACGAAACAGUAUCUACUAUCAGUACUGAACUUCCAGAACAAUUUACUCAAGAAGAUAUAAAGACCACUCCUUCUAUUCAAGAUGAUACAAAUCAAUAUUCAGAUACAAAAACAACCAAAGAAGAAGAAAUAAAAACAACUCCAUCAAAUCAAUAUGAUAAGGAACAGGAAUCAAAUUCAUAUGACUUAUCAAAGGACACGGAUACGGUUAAUCAAGUACCAGAAGCACACUCAGUAGAACCUACUUACUUGAGCACUGACUCCACCUUGGAUAUUUCACCCAAAGAAACCGGAACAUCAGAGAAUAUGGACACAGUAACUAAACUAUCAAUAUUAGAUCAAGAUUCAUCAGAAAAAACAAAUGAUGACUUAGAUCAACACACGACAUUAAGUACAAUCCAAUCUUCGACGAAAGUAGAAAAAAUCGAUACAUUUACUGAGUUACCAGAAGAUAUUGUAACAAAUGAGAUUGAUAUUUCUAAUGAAGCUACAACUGAAGGACUUAUUACAGACAGUAAAAACGAACAAACCGAAGUUCCUGUAAAUGCAGAAGAAACAACUAAAGCAUCCGAAAGUACUAGCUCUGUAGACACUGUAUUCAAACCGAGUGGUGGAACUCAUCACGAUGAAAGUGACACAGAAUCAACUGUAGCAUAUAAUGAUUAUGAGCCUACCAAGGAAGUGGUGAUUUCUGAAAUACCAGUAGUUUUAGAACAAAGUACUCCUUCAGUAGAUAACAAAGCCAAUGUCGAGGAUACCAUAGUAACCUCAACUGUUAUUCCCGAAGAUGAAUUGAAAACAGAAUUCAUUAUGACUGAUACUUCAGGCAUGUCUACAGAAGGUGGAAUCAAAAUCGAGACAGCUGUGUCAUCAGAAAAACCUAAAUUAGAAUAUACAUUAGCCGAGGAAGUAACAGAAUCUAUCACGAACAUGCCUGUAACAGAUCUUCCUUAUACCACUAUUGGAAGUCAUAAGCCUGUUAGCACUGAUUUAGAUUUAUCUCAAGAAAUGUAUCCUAGCACCACUACGAAAAAUAAUGAAAUUUCUGAAACGACAGAGCAAGUCGAUCAUUCCAUCACCGAAGAAAUCGUUUCUGAAAAAAUACCAGAUACACCUGAGCUAGAUGAUGCUGAAAAGGUAACUGUCAUUACUGGUGAAUUAAAUCCGACGACCUCGGUGUACAAGGAUAGUGAAAACGAAAAAACGGUAUCUAACGAAGUCGAAUAUUCAGUAACAACUGAAAGUCAUGAUUUACGUUAUACAUCAGAAACAAUAUCAUCGACAACGUCCAGUAUAGAUGAAGCUGUAACAGAUCAAAAAAUAGAAGUGAUUACUGACAUUACCCAUGGAAAGGACAAAGAAACAGAAGCACCAAUGUCACUUGUUACCGAUUCACAAAGUACAUCCACAUUGCAUGAAACUGUAACUGAAAGUGUUCAAAAAGUAACAGUUAUAGAAUCAAAUGUAGAUGAGCAGACAGAACCACAAAUUGAUCAUAAGAAGACUUCCCCGGAUACUACCUUAUUAGAAGAAUCGAUUACUACACAACAAAGUGACAUUGUAGAUAAAGAAAUAUCUCAUCAAACCACAACUGAACAUAAAUAUCCUGCACCAUCGACUGAGUCUGCAGGCAUUAUUACAACGGAGAUUGAACUUAGUACUGCUAAAUUAAUUACAACAACUCCUCAAAUUCCCACAGAAACUCCAUUAUUGAUGAAUACUGAACAAGAAUUAGAAAAAGAAACUGUGGAAAUGACACACGACAUAUCUACAACCACUGAAAAACUAAAACAAGAAUAUGAAACUACACAAAAAAUUCAUGAAAUAUAUGAAACCACAAAAGAAAAUGAAUCGAGUACGGAAUUUGAUAAUGAAAAUGUAGAAAGGGAAGGGGCACCUUCAACUGAACAAUCUAUUCCUAAUAAAUCAGAACAAGAGACACAUGAUACUCCCGUAGAUGAAAGUGCUACUGAGAGUCACGAAAUCAAGGACGUUACUUUUGCGAUAGAUGAAACAACUAAAUAUCCUCAAUAUUUCACAACUCUUACUGCGGAAGAGGUUUCAAAAGAAACUGAAGAAGAAUUACAUCACACAACAGAAUCAUCUCUAGAACUUACUACACAACCUCAAGUAGAUAAGGAGAAAGCAACAAUUACAGUUGAAGCUGCAACAACAAUACAGCCGGAUGUUAUUUAUUCGACAAUGCCUUCAGACAAUGAAUCACCGGGUGUAUCCGAAAUUUCGACAAAAUCACCGGAAAUUAUUUCCGAUUCAACUGGUUCCGUUGAAAGUAUUUCUGAUAGACAAACAACAGUAAUGAAUAAUUUAUCGAAUGAGAAUGUGUUGCCCGAUGACUCCAAAACAGAAAUUUACCAGGAAACACAAACAAAAGAACCUACUGAACCUACUUCUACCUUCGAAGAUGAUAAAGCCACAAUUCCUGAAGAAGAGAUGCAUGUUGAUAAAUCAGACAAGACAGCUACUACAGCAUCAGACCUGCUUGAAAAACAAACGAUCCCAGGCGAAGAAUUUGUGACUAAAGUAUCUGAUGAAAGCACUAUCCUAGAUAAUACAGAAUCUAAACCUUCAUUGGUGGGUACCAUGACAACUAGUGCUGUAAAUAUACUAGACAGUAAAGUAACAGGUUUGGAAACAACAACAGAAACUAAAAAUAAAUUCUCAGAAACUACUCCAUACUUUGUGGAAUUAGAAGAGCACACGCAUCAAAUUAUUGAAGAAACCACUGUUAUUCCUGUAGGUGAAGUUUCUACAGUUGAAACAACAGAUAUAAAGUCUACGGAACGUGGUGAUCAAAUGUUUACUGAAAUACCAUAUGAAACGGAGAAAUCGAGCGAAGAAACGAGUGAAUUAUCAGAAACACAUAGUACUACAUCACCGAUUAUUGAUGAAACCACUGAACAAAAAUACCAGACUACUGCCCCUGGAAGUCAAUUAGAAAUCACUACAAUUUCGGCAAUACAUUCACAAAAGGAGACAACUAGCGAUGAAAAACCUCUCGAUUUAGAUGAAAAAACAACAAUUUCAACCGUCCCAAAUAUAAUGCAGAAUGAAGAACGUGUCACAGUGAUUCCAGAAGAGACAGAGAAGCCAACAUCCUAUUUUGAUUUAAAUAUACCGGUAACAACCGCAAAAUAUCAGGACUUGUCUGACAUUCCCGUUGAAACAAAGAUACCUGAUGAAGAUAGUAGAACAACCAAACACCCAACAUCUGAAAUUGCUUAUGAACGCACGACAGUUACUCCAGUGUUAACUUCUGCCCCAGAUGAUGCUUACAAAUCCACAUCUUCCGUCACAACCAAACCAAUAACCGCAAAACCUAUGUUACCUAGUGACUUGCAACCUACAGAAGAGGUUCCAACACCCGAAUUCCCUCAGACGGGCUACGAUCAAGAACCAGAUUAUGGAGAAGAAGAUCAAGCAUUCGGACCUGGCACAUGCCGUUAUGGUGGAAAAGUUUACGUAUCUGCUCAGCAAAUACCUAGAGACGACCCAUGCGACUUUUGUUUCUGCUUUAGAAGUGACAUCAUUUGCUUACAACAAAGUUGUCCUCCUCCUAUCCAUGGAUGUCAUGAGGAACCAAUUCAAGGCUUCUGCUGUCCUCGCUAUGAAUGUCCCGUAUCCAUGGCGACGACUGUUAAUGUAACCACUACGACUACAACAACCACUACCACUCUCCCUCCACAUUUCCUGCCUCAUGCAUAUAAGGGUACAGCACAAAGAAAAGGCUGCCAUAUUCAAGGACGUACGUACAAAGUUGGAGAAGUAGUCCGAGCGUCUUCAGGGCCUUGCUUACAUUGCACAUGCGGAGGUGACGGUCAAAUGAAAUGUGAUCCAAAAGCAUGUACACCGGAACCAAUGUUGAGACAAAUGAUAGCGGCCGCCGUGUCUGCUCGACGAAGGAGAUGAAAAACUUAAUCUGAAAUAAAUUGCGUUAAUGGUCACGGAGAUUAAACCAUCUUUGUGAUAAUAACAUUUUCAUACAUUCUUUGAUGCACAAGAAUAAUGCUCAAAUUUCGCGAUGGAUUAGUUUAAGAUUUUGUGUCAUAUAUAUACAUAUAUAUUUAUCUUAUUAUUUUAAUUCUUUCUUUCAUGUUAAAGUGGCACACAUGUAAAAAAUGGUGACUGUGAUUAAUGUACUAAAUACCAGACUCGUGUUUAAUGAGCGUUUAAAAGUUAUAUAGAACUUAUAAGUUAUGUUCAAUCAACAAAACUUAGUGCCAAACGAUAAAGCUAGUUUUUAUGAGACUAUGCCAAUUAUUAUGCUUACCUAAUCAAAAUUUUGUAUAUGUCAGCUGUAAGUUAAAUUGACCAAACAGAAACUUGCUCUCUUAAGAGGUGCAGAGGUAUCUCCAAUAAAUGCGUAAUCGCGCAAGGUUUCUGCUUAUAAGGUCAUUUAAGAUCGCCGAAAUCUUGACCAUUUUGAUUGUAAACUAAAUUGAUUUACCGAUAUCACAUUAGUCAAUUCUUUAUUUUUACACGAUGAUGCAGUAGUGAUCUAGUAUCGUGUAAAUAUGAAGUAUCUUUAUUAUAUUUAAGAAAUUCUGAUGUUGUAAAUGCCUUAAUUUGUAAUAAUUUAUAUAUGUUAGGUGUAUAGUACUUAAGCCAUGUUUAAGACCAGUGAUUAUUUUAAUUUAGUAAUACAGGAGCAUAUUUCAAUUGUUUAGAAAAGUAUUGAUCGAUGCUUUUUGUUAACUGCCUCGGCCGAAACUUUUCCUCGUUUCACGUCUUACAGAAAGUGACUUGAUUUAAUACCUUGCUUUCUUUAAUUCGUAAAGGCUCCAGUAUUUACUAGCACUUGUUAAGUAAAAGUGGCCAACAAGUUUUUGAGUACACUUUUGAAUAUACAUCGUUUUGUAAUGUCCUUAGAUUUUGAUACAAAAGUGCUGGUAGACUUUGAAAUAAUUUCGCAGAUAUAGGUGGAUACGAAAGUUGAAAGGCUGUUGAAAUCACUUAAUUCGAAUUAGAAUAGAAAAGUGGUUUCAUUAAUUCGUAUCAACCUUUUUCUGUCAACGUAGGUUGUAGUUAUAUCUUAUUUAUUUAAAGUUAUCGCAAUAGUCGUACAUAUUUGUUUAAAAUAAUACGUGGUUAUCUUACAAAAAGUAAAAAAAAAGUAAUUAAAUUAAAGCAGCAACCUGAAAAAUCAUGUCAAUUAUGUACUUUGUUCUGUUUAAUCACGAUUUACCGAACGUUUAAGCUAGGACUUAGCUACCUUUACAUCUGUGCAAAUGAGUUUUAAAUAAAACAUUCAAAAUCA
Molecule: messenger RNA, 9235 nt
Organism: Colias croceus (clouded yellow)
Lineage: Eukaryota; Metazoa; Arthropoda; Insecta; Lepidoptera; Pieridae
Product: mucin-17
Exons: 7
Coding region: 301-7887 (2528 amino acids)
Molecular function (GO): protein binding
Source: RefSeq, a predicted model, not a curated record